AGUUGAGUACAGCACAAUCACUGGCAGGCUGUGUUGUGCACAGCUGCCUGGUUAAGUUACAAGUACCUCAGCCGCCUUCCUUCCUUAGCUCCCCCACGUCUUAUAUACUCCCUCCGACCUAUCCUGUAACCUUUCCAUCUGAUCAAAAUGCACUUUGAGUUUCCGUGGCUUAAGGAUUUGUGCAAGGUCAUCGCAAUUCGUUUGAGGCGUCCCACUAAGAACAGACGCAAACGUGGCUUGACAGACACCGACCAUGAGGGCGAUGGUUCCAUUCCUGCAGGCAUCCCCAUUGCCCCUCCCUCUCCUUCACCAACCCUACCUUCAAAUCCAUCGUCCUCAGACCCUAUUUCUGUUUCUGCGCCCAGAGACCCAUGUCUCGAAGUAUCUGCCAAUAUUUCUUCCUCAAAAUACUCAGUAUCCCUUGCCCGCGAAGCUUCCGACAUGGCUCAGUUCGCUUUGCCCUUCGUACAGGCCUUUGCAGAUGUAAUCCCACUCGUCGGCGCUCCGACAAAGGCAGCUAUUGGUGGAUUAUUGGAAGUCCUUCAAGCUAUAGAUGUAAGAGCUUGUGCGGACCUAGAUAGCCUGAAGUUACGACUCCAUCAACUAGGCCACCAUUUGUGCAAUGCCCCACCUCCCCGUGAUCCUCUUGAACAAUCCCGGAGGGAUUCCAUAGUUAGGGUCCUAGAAGAGACCUCAGCCCAACUGACAAAGUUACAUAAAUGUCGUCGUCUCGUAUACGCAUCCGUCACACAAGUUAUCGCCAGAUGUUCCACUGCUAUCGACCGUUAUCUCUUGGAGUGUCUGUGGACGUCCCAAAUGCAAAGUCAAAAUGACAUACGCGAAAUGAAGGACUUAAUCAUCCGCACACAGUUCUCUGUGGGACCGUCUCCAAUGCAGUCAAUCGGAACUUUUGCGCUUAGCUGCGUCACACUGGUAGACGCAACAGGCCACGAACAUCCAGUAUUAGUGAAUUUCUGCACCUCAUUUCAGCAACUCAAUGACAUGCUCCAAGUUCUGUUUAAACGCGAGUCGAUUGAAGCCCGAAUUCAGAGACGGUAUAUCGAGGAAGGACAUUACUAUUUGUGCAUCGACGAGGGCACUGAAGUAACCCGACUUACAAGCGAUGAAUGGUCAACGAUUGAAGCAGGCACGAAGAUCGUCAUGAGGGUAAUCAUUGAACAGCAGAUGACAUCAUCCUUGGGAGUGUCCUACAAGUGUCAUUUUUGUGGCGCUGAGAAUCACCUUGGUCUCGGGUCUAUUAUGUAUUCGCUUCGACGACGGGCUGGUUGUUCGAUCGAUUGUCGAGAAUGCAAACGACGGUUUCAGAUCUCCCGGAAAUAUUUGAGUGCGAUGGAGAGCACUCAAUGUUCUAACAUUGACUCCAAUCACACGGCUGACCCCGAAAUGCUCGUUAUUCGCAACUUUCAUGUCCAGCAAACUGUUUACAGCUCAUGAUUUGUCACGCGCUGCUUACCGGAAGACUGAUGGUGCCACGGCGAUGUCCCGCUCUCAGAGAGUGCGUGAUAUCAUUUUUUUGAGUUGCUUACCCGACACUGAUCGAUGUCCCGCUCUCAGGAU
This is a messenger RNA of Suillus paluster, 1578 nucleotides long. RefSeq lists its product as uncharacterized. The coding region runs from base 148 to 1455 and encodes 435 amino acids. The transcript is spliced from 7 exons. The record is from RefSeq and is a predicted model, not a curated record. NCBI's taxonomy places the organism in Eukaryota, Fungi, Basidiomycota, Agaricomycetes, Boletales, Suillaceae.